AUUUUGUGUGGCAUUUGCGUAAGCGUUCGUGGCGGCGAGACAUCAUCAUCAUCAGCAGCAGCAGCAGCGUUUGAUCUCGAGAGAGAGGCAGUGUGUGUGAAACGGGAGCUGCGUGAGAGAAGAGUAUGAAGGGAAUCGCUGUGGUCUCGGCCCUUUUGGCCUUGCUGUGCGUCGCGCACGCCGGAGUCUUCUUGGACGAGAAAUUCGAUGAUGAUUCGUGGGAGAGCAACUGGGUGUACAGCAAGCAUCCAGGUAAAGAGUUCGGCAAGUUCGUGAGGACCGCUGGAAAGUUCUUCAACGAGGAGGAGGCUGAUAAAGGUCUGCAGACUUCUGAGGAUGCUAGGUUCUACGCUCUCAGCAGGAAGUUCGAGCCUUUCUCCACAGAAGGCAAAGAUUUGGUCAUCCAGUUCUCUGUUAAGCACGAGCAGAACAUCGACUGCGGAGGCGGUUACGUGAAGGUCUUCGACUGCUCGUUGAAACCCGAGGAGAUGCACGGCGAGUCGCCUUACAGGCUCAUGUUCGGUCCGGACAUCUGCGGCCCAGGCACCAAGAAGGUGCAUGUCAUCUUGAACUACAAGGAGAAGAACGUCCUCAUCAACAAGGACAUCCGCUGCAAGGAUGACGUCUACACUCACGUGUACACUUUGAUCGUGAAGCCGGACAACACGUACGAGGUUCAAAUCGACGGCGAGAAGGUCGAAGGUGGCGAUCUGGAAGCCGACUGGGAUCUCCUUCCAGCCAAGAAGAUCAAGGAUCCGGAAGCAUCCAAGCCCGACGAUUGGGACGACCGUGAGAUGCUCCCCGACCCAGAGGACACCAAACCUGAAGACUGGGACAAGCCAGAGCACAUCGCCGAUCCUGAUGCCACCAAGCCCGACGAUUGGGACGACGAGAUGGACGGUGAAUGGGAACCACCGCAGAUCGAUAACCCCGAGUACAAGGGUGAAUGGGCGCCCAAGCAGAUCAAGAAUCCCGUCUACAAGGGCCCGUGGGUCCAUCCGGAAGUCGACAAUCCCGACUACUCUCCAGAUUCCGAACUGUACAAGCACGACGAGAUCUGCGGCAUCGGCUUCGACCUCUGGCAGGUCAAGUCCGGCACCAUCUUCGACAACGUGCUCAUCACCGAUGACGUCGAGUACGCCAAAACGGCUCUCGCCGGUCUCAAGGCCACCCAGGAUGGUGAGAAGGUUAUGAAGGAGGAGCAGGACAAGGUCGAGAGGGAGGCAGCCGCCAAGGAGGAGGAGGAGAAGAAGGAGGAUGCCGUCGAUGAGGAUGAUGAAGAAGAGGAAGAGGAGGAGGACAAGGUUGUCCCAGUUCACGAGCAGGAUCACGAUGAGUUAUAAGCGAUGGAAGGAUGUUGAUUAAUAUUUAAAAAAAAAAAAACACAGAAAAAAUAAGACUUUUUUAUAUAUCUUGCAGUGUGAAGUGUUUCUUUGGUUUAUAAAUAGUUGUGUACCGUUUUUUCAUUUUGACUGAUUUUGUUAUUAAGAUAUGUCUUCUAAAUAAAGAAAAAGAAAAAACAAAAAAA
Molecule: messenger RNA, 1528 nt
Organism: Nicrophorus vespilloides
Lineage: Eukaryota; Metazoa; Arthropoda; Insecta; Coleoptera; Silphidae
Product: calreticulin
Exons: 4
Coding region: 126-1343 (405 amino acids)
Biological process (GO): protein folding
Cellular component (GO): endoplasmic reticulum; endoplasmic reticulum membrane
Molecular function (GO): calcium ion binding
Source: RefSeq, a predicted model, not a curated record